AUGUUCCUCAUCCCAAGAACCCGAACUCUCUCCAUUCUCCACCUCCCUACCCGCUCCCUAAUCCUCCGAACGCCCCAAACCCGGUCCGUCACCUCCAGGUCUACGAAAGACGAAAUAAGCCGCCUUAAGAAUCCCUCUCGUGGCGGGCGUAACCUCUCCGAGCGGUACCGCGCCCUUGAGCGGGCUCUGCGCGGUAAAGAGGCGUUCGCAAGGGGGAAGGAGGAAUUAGUGCACCACGUACCCAUCAUCUCAAUUUCGGUGCAAGAUGAAAAUUUGAGGAUGGAGAAUAUAGAGACUUUUCAUGGGUUUAUGGUACCGCAAGAGCCCAAACCACCCGCGGACGAUGAAUGUUGCAUGUCCGGCUGCGCCGUAUGUGUAUACGACCUAUAUGAAGAAUCGCUAGCAUCAUACGAAGACUCCAUCACCGCACUACGCAAGUCCCUCGGAGCCCUGGGUAUACUUCAAGAUACGUGGCCCCUUAACAUCCGGCCAAACGUUGAGAAAACCACUCCGGAGAGCAGGAAGGGGGUUAUUUUGAACGCGUUUGAGGAGAUGGAGAGGAAGUUGAAGGAGAAGAAGGAGAAGGAGGAUGGGAAGAAUGUGAAUUUUCUUUGUGCUUUCAAAGGUGCCUCCGUCCGUCCGCCUCCCUCCCGCUGA
Molecule: messenger RNA, 657 nt
Organism: Laccaria bicolor S238N-H82
Lineage: Eukaryota; Fungi; Basidiomycota; Agaricomycetes; Agaricales; Hydnangiaceae
Exons: 3
Coding region: 1-657 (218 amino acids)
Cellular component (GO): mitochondrion
Source: RefSeq, a predicted model, not a curated record